AUGCAGUUUAAUGGACUGACAAGCCCUCCUGGAGCAUCAGUUCGCUCUAGUGGUCCUCAUGCAGUUGAACUAGACAGCAGUGUGUUUCUUGAUCUGCCCUUAGAUGGCAGUGGUAAUGACAAUGUGGCCCACAAUGCUCCACAACCACAGUUGUUGCCUGUUGGCCGCCUCAAAUGUGGCAUGUGGGCAUCAUUUGCUCUGGCUACAGUCUUUGUGGCGGGAGCAAAAUUCUACUUUGAUCAUCAGGGUACUGGAUUGGAGGUGCUGGUUUUCUGUGCCCUCCUGAUUGUCUUUCUACUGGCUGCCUGCACUGUCUCGCUUUGCCGUUCCAAGGCAACCCGUGACCUCCUGGCUGCUGCAGUAACAUCCCAAGCACCACAUUCUACAGUAUCAUCACAACAGGGGCAAGGCCACAGUACUGACCAGUUAGAAGUUGUCUCCACUGAAGACAUAGGGCUCAACCAAAUCAUUAAUCAACCAAAUCCUCUAAUUUUUAGUCCUGUGGCUGGUCCACCACAAUCUCCAGUUACAGCUCCAGAACCACCACCUCCUCCAUAUCAUAUUGCAAUCCUUCUGCCACAACAGACACAUUCUAACAAUCAGACAAUGCAAGCUAAUGAAGAGUCACCUCCACCAUCAUAUGACAAAGUUGUCUCAUAAUAUGUCAAUGUCAAAAUUAUGAACUUUAUAAAGUCUAUAUUAAUUUUCUAUAAAGUUGUGAAAUUUUGGUGAAGUGUUUUUCAAACUAUAAGGUGCUGGAAACAGAAAAAUGUUGACUUAGCAGAAAUGCAGAACUUACUUAUAAAUUACAUGGUGGUUAUCAGUUUCCUCCUUUUUGUCUUUUUACUGGCUGCCUGCAUUCUCUCGCGUUGUCAUUCCAAGGUAAACCGAGGUCAUAUUCUUCUAGCUACUUCAAUAACAUCCCAAGCAUCACAUUCUGCAGCUACAUCACAACGAGGGCAAUGUCACAGUAAUGAUCAAUUAGUAGUGGUCUCCACUGAAGAUAUAGGGCUCAACCAAUUCAUCAAUCAACCAAAUCCUCUCUUUUUUUACUCUAUGGCUGUUCCACCACAAUCUCCAGUUACAGCUCUAGAUCCUCCUCCAUACCAUACUGCAAUCCUUAUGCCACAACAGACACACCCAAACCAUCUGUCAAUGCAAGGAAAUGAAGAGUCACCUCCACCAUCAUAUGAUAAAGUUGUCUCAUAAUAUGUCAAUGUAAAAUUAGUUGUUUCAAUGACUAUGAACUUUAUAAUGUUGAUAUUAAUUUUCUAUAAAGCUGUGAAAUUUUGGUGAAGUGUUUGUUGAACAAUACGGUGCUGGAAAGAUAUUGACUUAGCAGAAACUCAUGUGCCAUAAAUAAUAUAUAUUGAAGAUAUUGAUCUUACAUGAAAGUGAAACUAGAGACUGUAAAUGAAAAGGUCAUUAGCCAUGCUAAAGUGGACAUGAAGGACACUGUUCUUCAAUAUGCAUAAAACUAAUGCUAGCUUCAUUGUUCCAUAGACUGAUAUAUUUAAAUAUAUUAAAAAAAUCAAAAGUGACAUUAAAUGUUUUACCAUUGUUUUAAUUGGUAAAUUACAUCUUUGGUCAAAACAACAUGGACACAGAGAUCAGAAGCUUUUGCAUUGGAUUCCCAAAUCAUGCACAAAUUUUCAUUGCCUUUCAGAUCUGUCGAUAAUUGAUGAAGAAAAUAUAAUCAAACAAUUUUAAAUUUGAAACUUGAAUAACAUGCUUUUUCAUGUACUUUUUAUAAAAUAUUUAUGUAUUAUAUGUAAUUUUUUGUAUGGAAAUUUAAUUUAGGACACAAAUUACAUUACUUCAAUCUGCUUUUUAAUAUUAUGCUAGUUUAAGAAAAAUUAUUACAUAGAACAUAAUACAAUUUUUCAGUAUUAAAAUGCAUUAAUUAAUUCUUACAUAAAAAAUUCACAAGACCAGUAGUACAAAACUGAAUAUUGUGGAAUUAUUAAUUGUUGCAAUGAGUAGAGUAAAUAAUAACUUCAGAAAUUUUAAAAAUGUUUAUCCACUUUUUAAUGUUUUGGUGUCCUCUGAGACAUUGAGCUGUUUUGUCCAGUUUUGUAAAAUUGUGUAAAUAUAGUACAGAAAUGUAUUGAAACAACAAUGAAUCAUCUUGCAGAAUUUCACUAAUCAUACACAAUUAGGUAAAUAUUCACUCACAAAUUCAAACUCAAAAUAUUUUAUUGGUUGAAAAAGUAUCUGCUUUUUUGACAUGUCUCUUUACGUUUUAUGUUGCAUGAAAUGUCCAAAAAUGUGUCUUAAGUCUCUCUGUUCCCCUACCCACCCACUUCCAUGUUUAACAGUUUUAUUUCUGGUUUCUUUACAAAUAUAAAACAGUUUUUCAUUAUCAGCAAAUUGAUAUUUUAUUAUUUAUUAAAUAAUACAAAAUAAUUUGCCAAUACAGCAAGAACUACAUUACAAAUAGUUGAGAACUUAAACUGAAAUUAAUUAUAAAUAUAUUAACUGACAUAUGUAUGUAACAACAGUUUUUUUAGUUCUGCACAAAGUUUAAGAUCAGAAUUUGGGAAAGAUUCCCACAUAAUUAACAAAUAUUCAGAGGCUUAGACAAAGAUCAGUCCAAACAAAAAUAAAGGCAGUAAUUAAAUAUAAUCAUUCAUUAAAUAAACUCAUAAGUUUCUAACUUAAAAUAAUUGACAGUAGAUAAUAACUACUGUAUGACUGCUACCUUAGAACUACAGCUAAAUAAAUUUUGAUGUAUGAAAAUAUGAUUUAUGAAAUGUUCAUGAGCAUUAAUGAUAAAAAGAUAUCCUUGAAAUUUGUAUUUUUUAAUGCUUUUUCUGAAAGAUUUGUCAUUUUUGUCUUAAAAUUUUAGUCACUCAAAACAUGAAGUGGGAAGCAAGACAUGAUAAUAUUACAUUUUAGGGGAAAAAAAAAAAAAAUAGAUGACUGAAUGGUUUCUUAUCCUGUUUUUAUUUGAUAUUUCAAAAUUUCACACACGAUACUAAUUUACUGUGAUAAAAAGAAUGUGUUGGAUACAUUCUUUCUAUCAUCCUCAUAAUACUUUCAAAAUGUAUUACACAGUUCAUAAUUAUAUGUAAUAACAAAUGAGUCAAGAACUUAAUGUCCCAAACUGGGAAACAACUCCAUGGCUGAGAAAGCAAAUCAUCCAUUAACAUAUUUAUUAUUAUACAUUAAUAUAUUAUUGAAAUAAGUUUGAGUGACAUUUUUUUGGUUAGACAAUACUCUUUAUUAAAUUUCUCAUUUACAAUAUGAAGAAAACAUUAAAAGGAGGUUGGUUGAAAUAUGAAUUUUUUAUAUUACCUCACGUUUUGCUCUUUCUUUAUUUUUGUAUUACAAAUAGUGUUUAGUUGAAGUUGGAUUUCUCUUGAAAAUGUUAAUGUUAUAGUUUGUUUUUUAUAUUACUUUCUUUCACUAUACACAUGCUUUCCUCAAAGACAAUGCAGGAGACAAUGCUGAUAUUAAAUAGACUAAUCUGUGUUCAUUUUGUCUACAUGACUGAAAGAUCAAUGUUACUUUGUAAGAAGGUAUUAACUUUGAUAUCUGCCAUAUACCAUGAUCAAUUUGGAUGCUUCCAAUUGAAAGGAAAAGUUAUAAUUUUUGAUGUUUAAAUGAAAUAAAACAUAAAAAGUGCUGUCUGUUCAGUUUGCAUGUAACAAUAAAGGAAAAUGAAAAAAAUAUUUUGUUAGUACCUACAACUUAUGUUACCUUUAUAAAGAAAUAUUAUCUUUGAAUGAAAGUGAUGGAUGGAUAACUGUUUCAUUCAAGCCUUGCAUAAAUGUUUACAGAUAGAUGCUUAUAUAAUUAUGUUAUAUGGCAAAUGUCUAUAUUCAGAAUAUCUGCCAAAUAAUCUUUAUCAUAUUAUUGCAGUGGAAUGUGCACAUUUAUAUACUACUCAUGUACACAAUAUAAGAAAGAAUUAAAAAUUCAACAUCUGACCAUAAACCUAAAACAAAAAAAAAUUAAAAUAUUGCAUAAAUAAUACUAAGUAGAAUGCUUGUGUUUUAAUUACCUUUCUUCCUAAACUUAUAGGUAUAUCAAACAGACUUAUUUUCUUGAUUGUUUUGAUCUCACAGAGGCAGAUCCAGGUAGACAAACACCCUUUUCCACUGGGGCACUCAUCAAAGUUUAACUUCUAGGCCUGCGUAGAAAUAUAAAUUCUCUGGAGAUAUUGUUUGUCAACAGAAAUUAAUUUUGUCUUCAAACCAAUAUCUGAUAAUAUAAUUCUUAACAUUCACUUCAUACGAGUUUGUAACACUAUUGAUUCAAAUACGAUAGAGUUAUAAUACAUAUUAAACGUUCAAGAAAUUAUAAUCACAUUGUAUUUCAUAUUUAAACCAAUAUUAAAAUAUUAACUUUAAUCAGUAUUUGUUCUGGAAUUGUACACAAAAUUUCUAGAUCUGUCUCUGUAAAAUAUUCUAGAAUUACAUUUAUAUGGUUUCAGUUUGAAAAUGAUGCUAGAAUAGUUUGGUUUUCUUUUAUACUUCAGUCACAUAUUACUUCGGGGAUGGUUAAUCAAGUGUUGACAUUCUGUAGAUACCUUCUUAAUUAAUCUAUAUUCCGGUUUCAAUGGUUCCUCAUCAAAUUUUAUUUUUUUGUUUCUUGUUAAAUUAUUAAUUUGCAAGUUAAUAAAAAAAUAGAUCAAACUUAAAACUAAAAUAAAUUAUCUGAAUUAUAAAAUAAUGCUUUAAUAUUUUUAAGAAUUUUGAUAAGUAACUGUUAUAAAAAAAAUGCUUUAAAAUGUACAUUCAUGAAAUCGAGCAUGUGUAGCAGUUUUCUAAAGAAACUAAAAAAUACAGAAUAUAUUAAUGAAAAGUAUUUGAUAAUAUGUUAGUAUCUUAAAAUAUUUAUAUAGAAUAUGUUUAUUUAUAAUUUGUAUACAUAAGGACAGAACAUAAAGAAAAAAACAUUAUUAUAUUUACUAAUAUUGCUUCCAUAUCAUUCAAACCAUCCCAACAUUAAUGCAAUAAAAUUUAAGCUGAUUAGAACACAAAAUAAAUUAAAUUUCAAUCAUUCUUGAACAUUAAACAAAGAUAUUUUUGUUUCAAAAUGUUAUUUGUGGUUUCAAAGGUAGAGCAAAAAAAACAACUUUCCUUUAAAACCUUUUUGAUCUACGACUAAAAACAAAAAUGAACUACGACUGAAAAUGGGAUAUUAGAAAAACCAAUAAAACCACAAUUUUUAAAAAUUGUCAGAGCAAGCUAAGUUUUCCAAAGUUUUUUAAAAGUAAAAAAUGCCUACAGACAUAUUUUUUUAGCAAGUGGGAGACAAUUUGUUUCCGUAAUAAUGUACUAUUUUUGACAACAAAAUUCAGAUUUCAUUUUAAAUGAAACAAAAUUGCAACAAAAUCAAAUUUUGUUAAUAAGGCAUACAUGUCUAUAAAAACAUGUUCUAUUGUUAUAAUGAAUCAUGUCUCAAAAUAUGUAUCUAGUGUUCUAUAAACUUUUGAUUGGUCAUAUUAAAUAAAUUUAUUUUUGAUUGCUUCCUACACAUCGUGUUGAACAUUUAAUUCCUAUUAACAAACAUUUCUUUUCUUUGAGAAAUAUUCCUUUUGGUGAGAAUU
Molecule: messenger RNA, 5557 nt
Organism: Gryllus bimaculatus (two-spotted cricket)
Lineage: Eukaryota; Metazoa; Arthropoda; Insecta; Orthoptera; Gryllidae
Source: the annotation of a GenBank genome assembly